AGCAGGAGGAAGCGAGAAAUCAGUGCAAGAUGCAGUCUGCGACCCUCUGCGGCAGGAUGGGUCGCAGUGAGGAGCUCAGUGACUUCCAGCGGGGGACGGUGGUCGGAUGUCACCUGUGUAAAAAGUCUGUCCGCGAGAUCUCCGCCCUGUUGAACCUGCCCCGCUCCACCGUCAGCGCCGUCAUCCUCAAGUGGAAACGUGGAGGAAUAACGACGGCUCUGCCCCGCAGCGGCCGGCCGCACAAGCUGAAAGAGGAGGACCGGCAAGUGCUGGAGAAAGUAGCGCUGGAAAACUGUCUGCCCUCCGUGGAGGCUCUCACCGCCGAGUUUCAGAGCGCCUCCGGGGCCACCGUGAGCCCCAGGACGGUCCGCCGGGAGCUGCACGAGAUGGGCUUCCGUGGCCGAGUGUCCACCUACAACAAGCCUAAAGGAGGUGAGAAAGCAGAGAAGAAGCAGGCGGCCCCGAGCCCAGAAGAAGCUCAGGUAGACGUGUCUCGCCUGGACCUGCGCGUUGGACGUAUAAUCACAGCUCUGCAGCUUCCAGAGAUGGACAGCCUGUAUGUGGAGCAGGUCGACGUUGGAGAGACUUCUCCCAGGACGGUGGUCAGCGAGCUCGCUAAGCACAUACCUCUGGACCAGAUGCAGAACCGCAUGGCAGUGCUGCUGUGUAACCUAAAGCCAGCCAAAACAAGUUCAGUGCUGUCCCAGGCGAUGAUCAUGUGUGCCAGCUCACCACACAAGGUUGAAAUCCUUGAACCUCCAAGUGGAGCAGCACCAGGGGACAAAAUUACUUUUCAGGGCUUCCCAGGUGAACCAGACAAAGAGCUGAACCCCAAAAAGAAGGUGUGGGAGCAGAUUCAGCCAGACCUUCGCACAGACAGCCAGUGUGUUGCAACCUACAAGGGAGCUGCCUUUGAAGUUGUUGGCAAGGGAGUGUGCAAAGCCCGAACCAUGAGCGACAGUGAAAUCAAAUAAACUAACAGAGCAGCUUGAAAUAACUCUGUGUGAAUCCCUGCUGCCAGGCAGGAUCCAAAAUUUUCUGGAGAGUUUUCCCAGAAGAGUAAAGGCCGCUGUGGCAGCGUGUUAAUGCCUUCGGUUUUGGAUUGAUGUGUCCAACAAUCACAUGGGUGUCACAUUUGAGUUUCCACAUACUCUUGUCCUGUUAGGGACAGUGAUGGUGUUGUCACCCUCUGUUGGACAGAUGUGAAUAUUACUGUUCCAUUUUUUACUGUGAAAAUCUGAAGUUCUGUUUUUGGCCAAAGGAGGGCGCUACAGUACUCAUUAUAAUGUAUGUACAGUAUGUGCGUGGUGACUUUGUGAGAACAUACAGCACACAGUCAUACCCAGCAUGACGAGAAGACGAUGGAAAUUCUUGCAAAGAAUCCCUUUUGGUUGGGGAAUAUCUGAUGAAAUCUAAAAUCUUUCCUAUAACACCGCAGAGGUCAUUUCUGCGGAACGGUGGAUGAAACGUAACAGUGCAGAAGUCCCGAUUGAAAAGGGGACUUUAAACUGUUGUUUGGAAAUGAGUGGGGAAAUUACAUUAGAUUUAACUAAAUGUGAUUAUAGAUAUGUUCAUAAGCAACUGCGAACAGGCAGUAAUUUGAACUCCUUCAGCUCAAGUCUGAUGCAGUUGAUAGAAAUGGGGCAGUGUGUUAUAUAUUAUUAUAAAUAAGCUGUGGAAAUUUUUAUUUGAAGAAUUUAUCUAGGGCUGGGCGACAUGGAGAAAGUCAAAUAUCACAAUAUUUCAUAUCCAGAUCCUUUUUUUAAUAUGCAGUUUCCCAGAAAUCCUGUGAAACUGAAAACUGGUCGUUCUAAAUGUUUGAUUUGGAUGUAAAUACAGAUGUUUGUUUUAAAAUGUUUUCCUCAACACGUUGAUGUUGUUGACGAUGUUGGUAUCCAUUCUGUUUGUGCAUGUUGUUACUCUGCUCUUUAGAAAGUGUACCAGCUCAGUUAAACCUUAGCCUUUAUAUGUAUUACAUCAUGUCUGCGUCUCUGUUUCGGUUAAUACUGAUAUUAAGCCUGUUUAUUUUUCAAAGGGCAACAAAAAUAAACCAACAUGUCUUGGUUUUAAAACAA
Plectropomus leopardus (leopard coralgrouper) is the source of this 2075-nucleotide messenger RNA. RefSeq names its product aminoacyl tRNA synthase complex-interacting multifunctional protein 1-like. Gene Ontology annotation, molecular function: tRNA binding. NCBI's taxonomy places the organism in Eukaryota, Metazoa, Chordata, Actinopteri, Perciformes, Serranidae. The record is from RefSeq and is a predicted model, not a curated record.